AGAUCUCGCCAACCCUCGCAGUUUGAUUAUGGCCUUUGCAGCUUCUUGUUCUGUUAUUCUCAGGGCAACUUGUAAAAGGAAAUGUUUGAUAUGCCCUAUCCAGAAUAGUAAAAUUGCUGACACAGUCUCUCGUAGCUCGAGUACAAGGUACAGAAUUAGAAAUCUAUACGUUACGAGUUGUGGAAGAGAAACCAAACAAACAGAGAUAGCAGAUUCUAUCAGAAGAAUGGCGCAAUCAGACAACUCUGAUGACAGAGCAAAGGCUGUGACUCAUUGUCGAAAAUUGCCGAGUCAGGAACGCUUGGAAAUACUUCUGAGUUUAGCAAAGGAUGAAAGUCUCAAUGUAAGGUAUUCGGCAAUAUCGCAGCUAUCCUCCGUGGGAAUGGAGAAUCCAAGAAGAACCUUUGACAAGAUUCGUGAAGUAUUACAGGAAGAGAAAGAGGCCACUCUGAUUGGUGCUGCAGCAGAUGUUUUAUUUAGCUUGCAAGUUCCAGAAGUCUUUGAUGAGCUUGUGGCCUUGUAUGAGAAAACUUCCGAUUGGAUAGUGAGAUUAAGUAUCGUUGCUGGUAUUGGAGAGUUGAAACAUCCUCGCUCAUUUGAAUUUUUAGCUGAAGCACUUUGUUCUCAAGAUGAUCUGGUUAUAUCGACUGCAAUAGGAGCGUUGGGAGAGUUGGGAGAUAAGAGGGCUCUUGAAUUGCUUGAGCCUUUGUUGAACUCAAGUGAUCCUACUAUUAGGGAUCGUGCUUUCAAUAAUAUUCAGCGUUUAAAGGAAACUUAAAGGCCGUUUAAACAUUUGAUUGUUUCUUGACGUUAAAAGUUAACGUUCUCUCCACAAAUAUUUUCGGUAUAAAUGACUUUUUAAGUUUAUUGAUAUGAAUUUUAGUUCAUAAAUAAGAAAACUGUUCA
Molecule: messenger RNA, 906 nt
Organism: Galdieria sulphuraria
Lineage: Eukaryota; Rhodophyta; Bangiophyceae; Galdieriales; Galdieriaceae
Product: PBS lyase HEAT domain protein repeat-containing protein
Exons: 2
Coding region: 29-778 (249 amino acids)
Molecular function (GO): oxidoreductase activity
Source: RefSeq, a predicted model, not a curated record